This is a messenger RNA of Scophthalmus maximus (turbot), 1195 nucleotides long. RefSeq lists its product as uncharacterized. The transcript has 5 exons. The record is from RefSeq and is a predicted model, not a curated record. Bases 181 to 846 code for a protein of 221 amino acids. Lineage: Eukaryota; Metazoa; Chordata; Actinopteri; Pleuronectiformes; Scophthalmidae.
UCCAGCUCGUUUGACUUGACUCAUAACUCCAUAGCAACCGAAUCGAGUGAGAAGAAAAGUUGAGAUUUGGGGGUUUUAUUUUUCUGCAGAGCUGGGCGAGGAUGACGCGUCUCCUCCAGAAACGGGGGCCGGACACAGACGCGUUAAUCUUGAAAUAAAAAUUGAAUUAAAUAACAAAACAUGCCAUCGACCAAAGUUAUCAAGACCAAACCGGUGGAGGCGACAAGAAAACCCGUCGACAGAACCACACCGGCGACGACGGAGGCGGCGAGCGGAGCGAACGGCGCGGUGCGUAAAAGCCGCGCGUCGAGCUGCCCGAGGUGUCCGCAGCAGCGCGGCCGGUGUGCGGGGCGCGGGGCCCCGGGGACGAGCUGUGAGGGCAGGGCCAGAGCCAGGUCCGUCUCACGGUGGCCCAGAGCGCAGCCGGACUACCGGAGGGCGACCGGCUCCUCCAAACACGACAACCCGCAGUGGCGGCGGGGCACGAGCGGCUGCCCCGCCGGUGAGAGGGGGCCGCGGGGCCCGGGGGGGCCGCGGGGGCCGCGCAGCGUCAGGGCCGAGUCCCAGUGCGCGAUCCAAAGUUACAAAGCUUUCACCGUCAUCCCCCCGAACCCCAAGAAGAGGAGCGAGAUUCAGAGGAAGGCGGAGGCAGAGCUCGCCGCUCUGGAGGAGCUUCGUCUGAGCAGAGCAAUGGCUUACGUUUCCAUUAACCCCAGCAGUGUUGGAGGCUGCAUGAGUCUGGAGGAAGUGCGACUGAAGCAGCAGCAGGAAAUGAUGCAAGCGAAGAGGAAACAGAAAACGACCAAGAAGCUGGCGACUGAGCAAACGUCCGUGGUGACGAGCUGAGCGUCACCUGUCGUCUCCAUUCAAAUCCCACAAUUACAUCACAUUUUAAAAAUAUUCAGAUUCCAUACAACACUGCUUUGUGUGUAUCGUCGUGAAUAUUUGACGUCGUAUUCAUAUUUUGUACAAAGGUGUUUUUUUUCUGUUCCCUGAUAUGUGUUUUAAUAUUAUAUAGAAACAUAUAUAGUAUAAAGGGUGAGUCAGAUUUAUUUAUUCCACUUAGCUCAUUCUAUUCAGCCACGCAGGUUAUAUUUACACAUACAUUUUUAUUAUUGUUUAUUAUAAUUUUUCUUUAUUUAAUGUGGAUGGUCCCGGCGAGACGUCGGGGAGUUCUGCUCAAGACCAUCAGCGA